This is a messenger RNA of Cricetulus griseus (Chinese hamster), 822 nucleotides long. Lineage: Eukaryota; Metazoa; Chordata; Mammalia; Rodentia; Cricetidae. The record is from RefSeq and is a predicted model, not a curated record.
GGUGCAAGUGGGGUUCCUCUCCUGGUGGUUAUGCAUCCAAGGCUUUCUUCUGAUGUGUGCAAGCAUGUCCCAUAUUCCUAUGGGUCUCAUGUUGGAUGCAUGAAGAAAAGAGACACUCACUCUACAGAUUUGUUUAAUUUCCUCUUCAGAUUUCCCAACAUGAUGGAGUGCUUCUUCAAGCUGAUUGGACUCCUUAGCAGCCUCUCAGCAUUGGUGUUUGAAAUAGUGAAUGGAAUCAGCCAAUACUGGCGCCUGUGGCAAUUCAACAACAAGGUCGUGCAAUUUGUGUCCUUUGGCCUGUUCGAAGUUUGUUACCCUCAAGAAUUUAAUAUCUCAGGAACUGUCAUUAAAAUGCUUGUGCAUACCCCUAUCAAUUCCACCUGGACCAUCUCCCCUGAGUUUAAAUAUGCACAAACACUGUUACUGUGUGCCAUUUUGAUGAAGCCUAUAGUUAUGAUUUUUGAUGCCAUUGCCAUUAAGAUCAGCUGCAUGCAAGAUCCAUUUUUGGAAUUGCAGAUUUGUUGUUACAAGAUCUCCGCCUUAGUGUUGUGUGUUAGUAGCAUCUUCACAUGUGUGGCUGUGAGCUGGAACCACUUUGUCGAUCAUUAUGGCCAAACAUCUCUUGAUUUUCCACCUGACUUUCCAGUGAAAAAAGAAGCUUUGAUUCACAAACACUAUACUGCUGUAUUCCCAAUAGGGCUUUUGACAGCCAGCAUGUCACUAAUUGGCGUGAUCUUCUAUCUCUCUGAGAUAAAUGCUUUGAAACUGCAGAGUCAGAAGAAGGCCCAGCGUGUUUACAUAGUGGCCAAUCAAGUGGUCUAA